Molecule: messenger RNA, 2900 nt
Organism: Planococcus citri (citrus mealybug)
Lineage: Eukaryota; Metazoa; Arthropoda; Insecta; Hemiptera; Pseudococcidae
Gene: Vps16A
Product: vacuolar protein sorting 16
Exons: 16
Coding region: 153-2654 (833 amino acids)
Biological process (GO): intracellular protein transport; vacuole fusion, non-autophagic; endosomal transport
Cellular component (GO): endosome; HOPS complex; lysosomal membrane
Molecular function (GO): actin binding
Source: RefSeq, a predicted model, not a curated record
ACUCUUAUCAUGAAUCGCCAAUUGCUAGUUUUCGACAAAAUUUACUUUUGGGCGAUUUCCUGUUGCAUUUAUCUAAUAGUAAUUUAAAACGAAAUUAUGAACUUUUAACAUCUAAUUCGAUAGACCGAGAAUUUAUUAAAACAAAACCUCCAAUGACCGCUCUACUAACUGCCGACUGGGAUACGUAUGGCAAUGAUGGAUAUUUUCGAAAAGUCGAAAUAUAUGAAAUGGGGUGGUAUAAAGAGGUGAAUCUUGAUAAUGCUGUCAUCAUUCCUGCUAGAUUUGGUGGACCCAUAGCUGUCAUAAGAGAUCGUGUUAAACCUGGUAGAACAGCUUUAAAAGGUAUAGGCAAACCUAAUAUUGCCAUUUACUCAUCGUCUGGUCAAUUGAUUUCAUCUUUUGUGUGGAACAGUGGUCAAUUAAUAAAACUUGGUUGGUCUUCUACCGAAGAGUUACUAUGUGUGCAAGAAAACGGCGAAGUGCUUCGUUACAGUAUUUAUGGCAAAUACAUCCACGCGUUUAGAAUGGGAUCGGAAGUCGAAGAUACAAAAGUUAUUGAUGCACAUAUAUUCCAUACGGCUGUGGGUACCGGUGUUUGUGUGCUUACUGGAGCUUAUAGAUUAUUCGUGACAAACAGUACUGUAGAAGUUAAAGUUAGAAAAUUAGUUGAAAUCCCUGGGACUAUGGAUUUACCGAAUUCGUGGACUGUAAUAAGUGAAGAAAGACAGACUUUUGUAUUAUUAUCAAAAACUACUGAAUUAUUUUAUAUCUCCGAAGCUCAAGUUAUCCAAAAAAGUAUUGAUGGUAAAAGUGAAGAAAGAGGAAGCAUAGUCACCGAUAUCUCGGUAUCACCGUGUUACAAACACGUUGCUUUGUAUAAUAGUCAAGAACAGCUGUGGAUCGGAUCUUCUAACUUGAGACAACAUUAUCGUAGUCUUGAUAUGAGAAAUUCUGGAAGACCUUCUCAACUCACUUGGUGUGGUUCCGAAGCUGUGGUUGGAUGUUGGGAUGAUUCGGUUUUGAUUAUAGGCCGAACUGAAGAUAGAUUACAAUACCUGUAUCACUAUCCUGUAAAAUUAGUUCCUGAAAUAGACUGUGUGCGAGUCAUAUCAACCUUUACUACUGAAAUCAUCCAACCUGUUCCUACUGUGAUAUUAGAAUUAUAUCGUUUAAAUAGUACCAGUCCUGGUUGUUACUUAUUUGAAGCUUCGAAACAAUUCCAAAAAAAAAGUCAUCACGCAGAUGAAUACAUCCGUAUAGUUACUCCUCAUUUGAAUACGGCUAUAAAUCAAUGCGUCGAAGCUGCAAGUCACGAAUUCAAACCUGAAAAUCAAAAAAUGCUCAUGAAAGCUGCUCAAUUUGGGAAAACAUUUGCCGAAAAUUUCGACUCUGAUGAAUACGUUAAAAUGUGUCGAACGUUACGAGUUCUCAAUGCUGUUCGUGAUCCGAAAAUAGGGAUAUUUCUGACAUAUCCUCAAUUUGAAUGCCUCACUUUAAAAAAUCUUCUCGAUAGAUUAAUUCUUAGACGACUUUACUACGUAGCAAUUGAAGCUGCAAAAUAUAUGCGUUUAAGUAACGAAGAAGGUUCCACUCGGAUUUUGGAACAUUGGGCGUUUUAUAAAGUUUCGCAGGCUGAUUCUGAUAAAGAACAUGUGGCUAAAGAGAUAGCCAAUAAAUUAGGCCAAAGUUCCGGUGUAUCUUAUAUCAACAUAGCUAGAGCAGCUAUAAAAUCUGGUCGUAUUACUCUCGCUGUGAAGUUGAUUGAUUAUGAACCUCGGCCAGCUCUGCAAGUAGCUUUGUUAUUAGAAUUGGAAAGGUAUACAGAGGCUUUAGAUAAAGCUGUUGACAGCGGUAAUACGGAUCUGAUUAAUAUAGUCAUUGUUACCAUGCAACGAAAAAUGACUAUGAAAGAGUUUCAACUGGAAGUUCGAAAAGAGUCAUCAGUUUAUGCCUUGUAUAAAAAACAUUGUAAAGAACGUAACAAAGAAGCUCUGCUCAACAUUUAUCGACAAGAGGACGAUAACAACGAAAUAGCCGCGAUCCAUGUACGAAAUGCCUAUUGUCCUGAGAAUUUCUCAAUGAGAGGCACCCACCUGGAGAGCGCUCGUGAAUACUACAAAAAAGCUAGGAACGAAGUAAACAUGAUUCUAUGCGAAGAACAAAAGAGAUUGUUAGCCAAACAGAAAGAAUUUGAGGAUAAAUUUAAAAGAGAGUUUAUCGAUUUAUCUCUUCAAGAUACUAUUUAUAGAUUAUUUAUUUUAAAAGAGUAUAAACUUGCCGAGGAUAUGCAGAUAAAUUAUCGUAUUUCUGACCGAAAAUUUUGGAGAUUGAAAAUUGAAGCAUUAGCUGAACUAAAAGAUUGGAUAGAGCUCGAUCGAUUUUCACGACUUCGAAAAUCACCUAUUGGUUAUGAGCCGUUUAUCGACGUUUGUUUAAAAUACGAUAAUAAAUCGGAAGCUACAAAAUACGUGGGCAGGAUCAAAGAAGAGAACAAAAUUAAAUAUCUCGUCAAAUUGAAGUUAUUCACUGAAGCUAUAAAACUGGCGGAACUUCAGAACGAUUUUGAAGCUCUUCAGUUUAUUAAGACUAACGGUAAUAUUACAGCUAAACAAGAAGCAGAAAAUGUGUUGUCCAAAAUGAACGGAACAAGUUAACGUGAAAUUAAUCAAGUCCCUGAUGAUAUCUCAGUGGGAUUUGAAAUAACCGAAUUACAUAAAUUUUAAUUCCAUAUUUUCUAAUUUUAUUCGUAUUUUUCAUGAAGUUACAAAUGAUAGUUUACAUAAUUGUAUUCAAAGAUUACCUGUAUAUUUUAUGUCUACAUAUUUAUUUUAUUCAUCAUUUUACACUGUUAUCUUUUUAUAAAAAUGCAUGAUUGUUAUUUCGAUACACUUUUUAUUGUU